Schistosoma spindalis is the source of this 2732-nucleotide messenger RNA. Lineage: Eukaryota; Metazoa; Platyhelminthes; Trematoda; Strigeidida; Schistosomatidae. The record is from the annotation of a GenBank genome assembly.
CUUCACUAAACGAGAUGCGUACAUAUAUGUACAUAUAUAUAGGCAGUGACUUCUCACUACACCCUUAUUUCCAAUCCCAGUUUAUCGCUCAAUUGAACUACAUCUUCGUAUCUAAAAAAAGAGACUAUUCAAACACAAUUCUUGAGAUCAGAUCUGGAAAUGAUAACUAUGAACAAAAUAUUGACCUAGAAAAUAACAAUUGGUGUCUUCUAUUCAAUUACAUUCCAUUGACACAACUACUUUGUAAAGAAAAGAAAUAAAAAAGAAAUACUCAUGGUUACAGAGGAAAUUAGUGAAAAUUCAAUAGAACAAACUUUACAUCAACCUGUACCUUUAGAUUUAUCUUAUCAUUCAUCAAUUUCAAAUGAAUCAAAAAUUUCUAAUCAAUUAUCAAUUUCAACAAUAACAACACCAUUUAUUAAUAAAUAUGAUAAAUCUACUAAUAUACAAUUAAGUAGUUUACAACAUACAUGUAUUAGUAUACCAAUUAAAACAUGUCAAUUAAAUGAUAAACUAGAUAAUCAAUUAUAUAUUCCACAAUCAUCUAUUAUAGAACAAAUGAAUACAUCAUAUAAAUCUAAUUUAGAAAAAUUACAAAUGUUUUAUACAUUGAAAAGAAGUCAAUUAAAAUCGAUUAAUAAUUUAUAUAAUUCACCAAUAAUAACUGUACCACCACCUGAACAAUUAUUAGCAUUAACAAUGUUACAUAAUCAUAAAACUAUUAAAUUCUCUCCAAUAAUCAAUCUGAGUAAUAAUAAUAAUAAUUCAUUGUUACCAAGACAAUUAAAUCAAACUAUUAAAAAUGACUUAGUUACUAAUUUAUCUUCAACUAUUCCAUCAUUAUAUCAUAAUCAAUUUAUUAAUUUAAACAAUAAUAUUAUUAAUAAUCAAUAUUGUAAUUCAAUUCCAUUUGAAUUAAUAUCGAUUUAUUUAAAAAUGUUAGAAAAAUCAAAAAAUUUUAAUGAAGUUUACAAAAAUGAUAAUAAUAAUAAUAAUAAUAAUAAUAAUAAUGGUAGUAACUAUUCAUAUGAAACUAUUAAUAAAUGGUUAUUAUCAUUACGUAAGAAUAUUUAUACAACAAUCGAUAAAGAUUUAAAUAAUCCGCCUUUAAAUUAUCCAAUUAAAACAAAACUAUCACAAACAGUAGUUCAUGUUGAAAGUGAUAAUAAUAAUAAUAAUAAUAAUAAUGGUAUUAAAAAUAUUCCUAAGAAACAUAAAACAAUAACAAGUGUUUUAAAUGUAUUACCAUCAGAUAGUAUUGAAGUAGUACAAGGAUUAUUGUCAACAUGUGUAAAUCAUUUUACACCUAAACAUGAACGUUAUACAUGUCAUUUUUGUGGUAAACUAUUUCCUAGAUCAGCAAAUCUUACUAGACAUAUACGUACACAUACUGGUGAACAACCAUAUAAAUGUAUACAUUGUCCAAGAUCAUUUAGUAUUAGUUCUAAUCUACAACGUCAUAUACGUAAUAUACAUCAAAAAGAAAGACCAUUUCAUUGUAAUGUUUGUUUAAAACGUUUCGGACAACGUGCUAAUUUAGAGAGGCAUGUUCGAAAUCAUUUAAUUAAUAAAUAUCAUCAUCAUCAUCAACAGCAGCAGCAGCAGCAUCAAUACAAGUCAUUAUUAUCACCUACAUGGUCAUCAUAAUCACUAUUCAUCUUUUCAACAGUAAAGACAAGUUCUUCCCUACAAUAACGUGAUAUUGUAUCCAGUUAUUCAAACAGAGUUCAUCCUAUUGCUCUCCAUCAAUCAAACAGACAUUUUUCUCUAUGUAUUCUUAUUUAAAGCCUUUAGUAUUAGUGAUUUUGUAACUUUUUUCUCAAAUCAACCCUGAUAAAGAAUUCUGUUGAUCUUCUUAUGUUCAGAUAUACACAUACAUAUAUGAUAUAGUUACUUGAUUUGAAGUAAUUUAUGUUUGUUUUGUUUUGCUUUUUUGUUCACAUUGAUGACCAUGAUCUUAUGAUUGAUUUGAUCAAUCAAUUAUGUAUAUCUUGUCUUCUCUUCUUUUUCCGUUGUUGUUGUUGAAAAGUAGUAAUAAUCGGAUGAUGUACUCGCUUCCUUUAGUUAUUUUACAUAUAAUACACCCUGUGUAGUGUAUAUCGUCUGUUAUAUGUCAUAUUCAUGAAUAUAUACAUGCAUAUAUAUAUACACAUUUAUAUACAGUUCAAAACAUAUACAUUUAUAACAAGAUAAAGAAAAGACUUCACAUUGUUGAUGAUAAGUUGUUUUUCUCUUUUUAGAUAAUCCUGUAGUUAUUAACAACUAAACAAUCAAGUCAACAACAAUAACAACAAGUCAACGAACAAUCAAACAAAAGUAUCUCAUAUUUAUCACAUCCUUAAAUAACAUGGAUAAAUAAAUGACUACCGGAAAACAAAAUUUCUUCUUUCUUUAUUUAUUUCUUUCCUUCGUUCGGCAACCAUCAUUUGCAUAGUGUUCAUUCUGUUGACAUGAUGAUGAUGAUGAUGGGGUAACUGUGUCUAUGUAUGUAUGUUUAUAUCCUCAGUAGGCGUUCAUUAGCAAUUGUGACUAUCUGAUUUCUCUUAUAUCCUUAUUAUUAUUAUUAUUGUUGUUGUUGUUGUUAAAUCUUGUUAGGUCUUUUAGGUUGAAAAAAAUUUGCAAAAAUUUAAUUAAAUUUUCAGAGAGGUUAUCAAUUGACAUGUCAGUUGAAUUGGUUUCCUGUUAAAGAAAAUAAUUCUAGAAAAAUAUAAAUUGUUUCAAUGAAGGAUGAA